Mercenaria mercenaria is the source of this 5136-nucleotide messenger RNA. RefSeq lists its product as uncharacterized. NCBI's taxonomy places the organism in Eukaryota, Metazoa, Mollusca, Bivalvia, Venerida, Veneridae. Gene Ontology annotation, molecular function: protein binding. The record is from RefSeq and is a predicted model, not a curated record. The transcript has 10 exons. The coding region runs from base 2152 to 4116 and encodes 654 amino acids.
CAUUUUUAAUUUAGUUGUGUUGUGAAAUAAAUUUUAUUUUUCUAGAUCAAUCUGUAAUCUAUUAAUGUUCUAUUCAGAUGUUGUGAUCAGUGUUACGUUGUUUGGUGGAUGUGUAUUUCAGAAGCUGAUUGGCUAACUAAGAACAACAAUGAAGUAUACAUUUCUACUGUAUGGAGUCGCUUCAAUUUAGCGAAAGCACUGGUUGUUGCAUUGUGUUUGUACGGUUAAGUGUUGCCUGUGUAAGCUCAAUGUUGCUAAGAAAGUUUUUUACGUUUUGUUUGAUAUUUUCAGAUAGUGUGCAUGUUGUAGCUUAAUGAAGAUAGUAAGACGGAUAUGUAAUUUAUAUAAGACUUGGUGAGAACUGCAAUGAAAGAUAAGUAUACUUUUUAGAAUAUCGAGCUAUGUCCUGAGAAAAAUGGUUAUUUUACUUCAGCUGUUAUGUGAAAGCGGUGGAUGUUUGGAAAAAAUGAACGUUUACUUGGAUAGUGCUGUUAAAGCGUGCGCUGUAUUGAAAAAAAUGACCCUAUUUGGUCGUGCUGUGAAAGCAUUUGCUGUUUAUUUCAGUCGUGCAUUAUGGUGUUGACUGUCUUUUGAAGGCCUUGUCUAUGUUACAUUUACUUUUGGCUGUGCUGUGUUUAAUUUGGUUAGCGCUAUGAAAACGUUGAAUAUUUCUAAACGAAUCGUUUGAAUUUAUCACACUACAAUUACCUUCUUUGUUUAGCUUGAUUGAAAUGCUGUUAAAUACUAAGACCUGUAUCCUACAUUUAUUGUUUGUUGUUCAUGGAAUUAAUGGAUAAAUGAUUUACUUACGACAGAGAGUGAGUAAGUGAAAUUAUUCACGUUUUCCAUAGUCUGCCAAAUAUUUUUGUCUCCAGUUCCCGGGUAAUUAUUUUACCACGUAUUCUUCUUGCAAUUCACGUUUUCUCAUGUUUUCAGUGCAAUAUUUAAGUGAUUUUUAACUGAUAAUUCUUACUCAAGGUUGAAUAUUUGACAACAUAACAAGUAUUUUGAUAAUUUGAUUAUUUGUUUAUUAUCUCCCACCCAUCCUUACAGGCAUGCCCAGUUUCUUGAUAGUUAUCGCUGAUUAUUCGGAUAUUAAAGGCAGAUUUACAUUUUGCAUUUGACUUGACUGUGAAUUAAACAAGAGUAUUCAUUUAGUGCUACCGUGAUUCCUCAGGCCAGACACUACAUCUCCUUUAAGUUGAUAAAAAAUAAAGUCCACAAUAACACAUCUUAAAUGUAUAUACAUAUAUUUUGUGGGUUUUAGGCAUUAACCGCUUCUUGAUAGUUAUUAAUUAUUUUCGUUUAUGUCGUGUUGGGCGACCUGUGGUUUUCCACCUUUUUAUUUUAGUACUGACUUAGUAGUCGUGCAUUAUUAGAACAUUAAAGGCAGAUAUACAUUUAUCAUUUUAAUAUAAGAUUAUUUGGAUUCUUCAUGCCAGACUCAGUACCUACAAUUAGUUGUGAAUAAUUGAUUUACUCACGACAUAGAGUGAGUAAAUUGCAUUGAUUGAAUACUUAGUAAUAUUGUUUACGAUAACAUUUUUAUGUUCUAUUACAAAGGAAAUAAACAAUGUCAGAAACUAGCAGCGUAUCGUUUCGAAAGGGCAAACGUAAAGUGUCUACUUUUCUAUAAGUUUUGAAAUCUGUAUUUUAUCUCUAAAACUUCCAAGUUUUAAUAUACAAUAACUGGCUGUAUCAGGUUAGUGGGCAAGAGUUGUUGUCAAGAACCUACUUAACUUAAUAUUACCAGCUUUUGUAAAUUAUGCAUUUUAACCUUUAAAUGCACUUUUGCAGCAAAUAUUUACCAGUUGCAGCUGCAAACAUAUCAGGGAUGCAGAUAUCCUUUCGACGGCCAACACAUUCUUGGCAUACGUACAGAAAAUGACGUCAGAUGACCUUCAGCUUUCCCAGAACUAAAGAAAAUGAAACAGAAGGUAUAUGCUAACAAAGAAAUGUGCGUGGACAUGCGAACAUUUUAUCAAGAUAAGCGCGUUCUUAAAACAAUAAUCAAGUGUUACAGUGUAUAGACUUGAACUAACUACACUAAAUAUCGAAAUAUGUACUGAAAGCAUUGAUAUAAUAUUCUGUUGGAUUUAUCUAUAUAACUACAUGAAAAAAAGGAUUUCUAUUUAAGGACAGAUUACUGAAAUGAAAAGGCAGGACAGACAGGCAGACAUUGGAGGUAAAAGACAGAAGUUAGAAAUGGAAGUCAGCAAGUCUACGCCUGAAAUCAUUCGAGAAGAAGAUAAUGACGACAGUGAAACUGAUGAGUUUACAGAAGUUACAGUAACAACACAAAUGGAAGAUGAUGACUUAGAGACAGAUGGUGUAAAGGAAGCAGGCACCAACAAAACAUAUCAGAUAUCCAGUUCAUGUUUAAGAUAUAAUGAUGGUACAAGACCGAAGUUAGAAGAUGGAUUUGGCUUUGGCAAAGAAACCUUUCAGUACAGGAUUCCUUCAAGUGGCCAUCCUAAACCAAAGAAAGAUCGAAGGGUCAACACAGUUAGUAAGGCCAGUGUAACUAAAAAGCACAGAGAGGAAACUUCACACUUUCAUGCAAAUACUCCAGCUGCAAACAACGUUUCACCAGAACGUGAAAAGAAGCACAAAGUUAAUCCGUGUAACACAAAUAACACAGAAAAUAAGACUGCAGGUCAUUGUAAAACCAACUCUGAAAAUAAAGCAGAUAUACCUGAAAUGGACACUAUAUAUACGAAACAGCUUCAAGAGUGGAAACUGCCGAGCGUACCAAAUGAGGUCCCACAAGAUUAUGCUGACAUGAGUCCAAGAAAACUGCCGACCGAACAAAGAGUGAAAUACUGCGGCAUGUCAUUAAAAAGACAGAAACCAGAUCAACAGACGAAAAUUCUGAUUCCCCACAAGUACGCCGAUAAACCUGAAGGUGAUGACUUUGGAGCGGCGUUAUGUACCUACAUAGACCACUUGGAAUACGGAAAGAUAUAUUACCGACAUUUCUUUGAGAAAGUUGAGCCAGCUCAGCCGGCUUCAGAAAUGAAGAUAAAAGAUGAUGAUGAACUUGUGUCGGUGAAUGACUUCUUUGUUCCGGUUUUGCCACAUACAGAAGUGUUGAACUUAUUUCAUCAUGUUAAAGUAGAUGGGAAAACGCGGUUGUCUUUGGUUAUAAGAAGGAAGUUGUCUAAACAGAAAUGGGAAUGGAUAGAGACCAGUGCUGUUCUAGCUCCGGAAAAAGAGAAAAACCCUCCAGCAGUUACCGAUUUAUGGUAUAAUGAAGUUGAAGGUGAUAAACCGAUUGAAAGACCAAUGAGCAAACAACUUUAUAAAAUACCCGGCACUGUAAAGUAUAUAGAAAUCCGUGAUGGUAAAGUUCAGAUUGGCAUAAUGAAUGAUGGGAAUAACAGAACAAUGAUUAUAUGGAAGCGCACAAAGUUUUGGCAGGUUGACAGUGAAGGACAUAUAAACUUUGCAAGUACUCUUUGUGACGUGACAAAGCAGUGGUUCAUUGCAAUAGAUCAGAAUGAUCAGAUAGUAGUUCAACGUGCACCUGUUUGGUUCAAAAUUUUCAAGGUUGGCAGUAAAAUACGCUUUCAAUUCCACGAGUUGUACCUUGGAUAUGAUUUAGAGAAUAACAAACUGAAAGCGCAAGUUACUGAUUGUUUGUUUGAAGAACUCCCAGCACCUUCUGUUGACGCUGUAGACGAUGUAUCAGCUAGUCAAAAAGUAGACAACUUGAUUGAGGAAGGCCAAAAUAAUGCGCAUCAACCCUCUCACAAACUGUCUCUUCGUAUUAACGUUCCUCAGCCCGUAGCCGGUCUAAGUCUUAGCAAUAGUAGUGAUGUAGCCUCACUCUCCAGUGCUGAUUCGGGGACUGGUAGCUUAAAUUUCAAUCGCAGUAGUAGCUCCGGUACAGGUAAUAGUGAUCGUCAGUCUGUCAUGUCGUCGCAGUCGUCAGUAUCCAGCGGAUACAGGUCAGCAAGUCCUGAAAUUACGGACAGCUCCCCUAACGAUGCUUGGACGAAAGCACCUACUCAUGGGUUUCCGUGGAGCUCUCAUUUGGCACCUAUUAACACACCAACAACGCCUUUCAAAAACUUGGAUAUAUCAACUUCAGAGUCUAAUUCUGAAGUUGAUUAAUGAUAUUUAUACAAGUAAUUUGUAUUGAUUUGUUUUGGUAUUUGAAAGUUUCAUAAGCCUUUUAAUUUUUUUUUUGAUAAAAAGAAAUUAGGCUAUGGCUAUUUAGAUGGUAUGGAUAAUAACAUGGAUAGAAAACACUACUUUCAAUAUUGAACAUGAAUUUAUACAGUUAGAGCCAUAAAGGCAGGUAAUUAUAAACAAUGGAUUCAAUAAUAGUUUUUCUACUGUGUUAAUUAACAUUCAAACCUUUGGCAAAUAUGUGAGAAAACAGUUAUCCAAAGUAGGAUUUUGAAAGAAAUAAACAUGUUUUAUGUUUAGAACAAAAAUAGUGGCAGCCACUUUAUGAACAAAGGCAUUAUGAACCUUUAACAUACGUUUCAUAUUUUCAAAUUAGUUUUUUAUGAGUUUGAUAUUAGUUGAGUAUCGUUUAUGGUAGAUCUUCAUUUUAUACAUGUAACUUGUAUUGUAGUUUGAGGAAAGACUGUAUAGAUUGUGUUUUUUUCAUGUUUUUAAUCAUCGUUGAACACUGAACAAACUAUAGAAAACAUGAUCAGAUGCUUUGCGUACAAUACAUUUGAUGCGUAUUUUUUUGUAUUGUAAAUUGCCUUUUAUCGUACGGUGAAUGAAUGUAUAUAGUCAAGUUUUAAAUCAUAACUGAAUAUUUUUCAAACUGUACAUAAAACGUGAUGCUUUAUUUACACUACAUUUGAUAUUUGGUAUUAUUAAUUGUUUUUGUCGCACGAUAAAUGACUGUAUAGGGUCAAGUUUUAUAUUAUUGCUGAAUAUUUUGAAUUGUAUAUUAAACAUGAUACUUUAUGUACAACAUAUAUGACAUUUUAUGGCAUUGUUUUAAAUUUUUGAAUAAUUGUUUUAAAUGCGAAAACAGCAGAUGUUAUUUUUUUUAAAUUUUUGUGAGUUUUUACAUUUCAUCAUUUAUAUUUUCAAGGUUUGUUGAAUUAAAUGUACAACGCCAUUGAAUAUGUCAUUGUAUAGAAAUAGGCAUUAAAUCAAAUGAAUCAG